Molecule: messenger RNA, 7976 nt
Organism: Megalops cyprinoides (Indo-Pacific tarpon)
Lineage: Eukaryota; Metazoa; Chordata; Actinopteri; Elopiformes; Megalopidae
Product: hornerin-like
Exons: 3
Coding region: 1770-6779 (1669 amino acids)
Biological process (GO): regulation of transcription by RNA polymerase II
Molecular function (GO): RNA polymerase II cis-regulatory region sequence-specific DNA binding; DNA-binding transcription factor activity
Source: RefSeq, a predicted model, not a curated record
GACGGGGGCACCAAAAUCUUCACGGGGGCGGCAAAUAUUUAGCCGACACGAAAAAAUGAAAUAAAAUAAAAAUUACAAAAAUAUAUUUCCAAAAACAAACCAAAACAAAACUAAAGCGUUUGGCUAGCUAAAAUAGUACCAGUAGCUAGUGAGCCAAUACAGCGGAUUUUUAUUUGCUAGCUAGCUAGCAGUCUAGCUAACGGUUUGAUAACAUUGCAGACGGACCGAUGGGGGAGGCCAUUGCAACUAGUUUUCGAGCGUAUGUAAAAAUAUAAUUUAAACCAGCCGUUUGUGGUUUUGUUUUAAUUUUGUGCGGUUCACCCCCAUCUGCUUGUCCUGUUUUUCAGAUCGGGCGCUUGCUUUUACGGGGAGUGGCAGGCAAACACCGUAUCCUUGCACAUGGCUAGCUAGGCUAGCUAAAAACAUCUGACAGACGGCUUGCUACCUAGCUAGCGAAGUAUCUCUAUUGUUAUCCUUGUAAGCUAGCUAGGUGAGGUAGCUACCUAGCUAGCCUCUCGCUCUAUAUCGUGUAUCCAACUGCUAGCAAGCUGUAAUACUAGCUAACUGAUGUAAAAUAAAACGCUGCUGUCCUCCAACUUAGCUAGACUCUAGCUAAUCUAUCGUUACUUUUGUAUUUUUAGUUUGGAUUGGGUGAGACGCAGUCGGGGUAUCGAGAGAUGUGAUGACAACACGAAAUCAGUCUCUCCCUCCCUCCCUUAUUCCCCUCUGACUCGCAGUGCACAUAAAUAUGUAGCUAGCUAACUAACGUUAGCCACAUCCGUUUUAGUUAAAUGACAACCAUCCAGCCCAACAGCAUCCAGUGACAACAGAAAAUGGGACAUGGAAAUUCAGUCUUUUAAAAAGAAAUUUUCAAGUCAGAUCACAGUGUCUUCAGGAUGAAGAAGGAAGACAAACGCAGGCAGAGGGAAAAGGGGAACUAAAUCUCUCCAUGCACCAAAAGCAAGAAAAAAUAAACAAUGAAAGGAUAAAUACAGACGGUCUUUACCGUCUGUGGAAAAUACCGGAAAUUGACAGCAGAAAAGAUCUGGGCUAUGAUCAAACUGCUCUGUACUAUAAAUCCACAGGACCUGAAAACUGUAGAUCUUACAGAAAAGAGAUCAAGGACAAAGCUGACCCAUUUAAUUUCAUCAAUAAAAACUCAUACUGAAAAAUCAUCACUCCCAUCUCAAAUACUGUCCAAGGAAGAAGUACCCUAAUGAAGUUCAGAUACAGAGGCUGGACAAAGGAAAAAGGCCAGUUAUGCUAAUUCUGGGCAUUGUAAAAAAGUACGGCUGGAAAUCAGGUGUCAUCUAAAACAGGCAUUACACCUGCAUCUGUUUUCUGUGGGAUAUUAAACUGCAAUACCACCAUUGGUGACCUUGUUCAAAAUCGUCUUGUGACAAAGGAUAGUGACAGUGUUGGGGAACUUUGGUGUGCCAUAAUGGAGGCAUAUGGACAAAAUAAGUCAGAAAUACAGAAUAUUCAACAAAGCCAAUAAGACUAAUAUUUCAUUACCAUUACUGCACAAAGCAAAACUGUAUCCAAGAACCACAAAACAAGAAAGGUAUACAAUUUACACUGUACAAAUCAAAUACUACCAUUUUUAGUUUAUUAAUAAAUAACGUUUCAACAGUAAAUACAGGUUGUUAAUAGCUUUGCCUGGCAGAAAAUAAACUACCAAGGACUGAAUAAAACAAACCAUAAACACCAGGCAAUAAAACACUUGACAAGACAGCUCCCUCAUAAUCCUCAUCAGUUGCUCCUCUUGGAUGGAGAGUGGGGGCAACAGCCAAUCAUCAGCAGGAGGAGGGGACAGCAGCAGAGCUGCAGGGGCAAGCAGUAAUAGCAGCAGCAGUAGUAGCAGCAACCGAGGAGGGAGUGUGUCUGGAAGUAGUUCCCGGGGUAGUGGUGGGUCAAGCUCAGUUGCUCCAAGCCGUAGCUCUUCAGUGAGUGGUGGGGGGAUUAUCAUCUCCCCUUCUGGGGGUGGAGGAGUGGGGCCAGCACCACCUCCUUCAGGCGAGUGGGAGAUGUUCCAGUUUGGGAAAUACUCUAUGGACAUUCUAGAGAUGCUGAGUGGACACCAGGCCCACCAGUUUAAAGGUCUUGGAUUGGAGAGACAACUGCAGCAUCAGCAGCAAGUGCAGCUUCAACACCAGCAACAGCUACAGCAUCAACAGCAGCAGCCAGGUGAAACUUCAGGACCCCUUCUGUCUGGCCUUGGCCUGGGAGCAUUGCAAGGAUCUAGAGGCAAUGCCUUUGCUGACUCCUCUUCCAUUUUUGCCAAAAUGAGUGCCCCACCCCCGCCUAUACUACAGCAAACUCAGUCCUCAUCUUCACAAAGCUCGCGGAAGUCUAGCAAAAUGAGUGUGAAUAGUGGUAGUGGAGGUGGAAGUGGGGGCUCUGCAACAGGAUACCCACAGUUCCUGCGCUCUUUUCACCCAGCAGAGGCAGCUCUAGCUCAGGAGCAGCUGCACCCAGGAAUGGGACGUUUUGAGCACUUUGCCUCUGGGAGCAGCAGCGGAGGAGCAGCUGGUGUGAUUGGGGGGGUGGUGACCUCUGCUCCACCACCUCCGCCUUUACACCCAGGCCUCUCUCUUCCUCAGGCAUCUCCCGGACCUCCGUCUUCCUCUUCCUCUCCCUCAAGCUCAGCUUCCACCUCUAACAACCCUAGCAGCAGCAGUACUGUGGCUACCUUUGGACAGCAACUUGUCGGUGCUCAGUCUGAUGCUCGAAGCCUACACCAGCAGUUCAGCUGCAUGCUGGCAGCUAAUCAGUAUUUUCUCUCGGGGGUACCAGCGAAUGCCAGUUUGGAACAGUUUUUGGUUCAACAGGGUACCCACAACCAUCUUAGUGUUGGAUUGAGUCAGGGGGGUGGGGACUCAAAUUCAGGCCUAGCUCCACCCCCUGCUCUUCAUCCCUCUCACUCUCAUGGCCACCCUACACCACCCCAACAGCAGCAACAGCAACCACUGCCACCCCACGCAAUAUCACACCCCCACUCCCAUUCUCACCAUCCUCUCCACCCAACACCUCAGCCAUCUCCACUAAGCAGUUUUGAUUUUCAAGGCAUUCCUGUUCUCUCUUCCAAUCAGAUAGCCUCCCUGAUGCAACAAGAAAGUGGCUUACCUCUCCCUCUACCACUCCAUCUCUCUUUCUCCAAGGAUGAAGGGAAAGCGGAUGGUGGAGCUGGGGCAUCAGGAAGUGGAGGGGCAGGCAGGAGGAAAAAAGCUAUGGCUGGCUACCUUCCCCAGAGGAAAACUGAUGUCAGCAACAAUAGUAGCAGUGGUAACUGCCACAGUAGUGGAGACCCAAAUCCGAGCAGCAGCUCUGUGGGACAUUGCCAUGACGCAACUUCAGGCCUUGUUGGAGGGGGUGGACGGGUCGGUAUGACUGGUCUAGAUGGAAACCCCUCUUCCCUCCUCUCUUCCACUCCAACUACUUCUUCCUCCACAGUCUCUUCGUCGUCUUCUGCUCCUCCCUCGACCUCUGCCUCAGUCCUUGUCGCAAAUGGCUCACAGCUCCCCAAAUCUGAAAGUCUUGACCCUAUGGCACUUACAUCUUCUCAGCCUGAACCAGAGCCUCUGUACCACUGCGGGGAGUGUGGCAAAACUUUCACUCAUCUCUCCAGCCUCCGAAGGCAUCUACGAAGUCACGGUGUGUCUACUGGAGGUGGCAGCAUUAGCAACAGUAGUGCUAACCUUGACCCUAAUCAAGACCACCACCAAUCCGAUACCAGCCUCCCACACUCAACUCAGGAUUUAACCUCUCAAUCCAAUGCUCAUCAUCAACAACCACAACAAGCCCCUUUAAAUAACCAGCCACAACAGUCAAACCCAGCCCCCACUUCAUCUUCCUGCACUAGCCCUGAGAAGACUCACUGUUGCCCUGAAUGUGGAAAAGGAUUCAAGAAAAGGGGUCACCUCAUCCAGCAUGGUGUCAUUCACUCUGGGGCUCGUCCUUUCGCUUGCGCUAUCUGUCAGCGUGCUUUCAACCGCAGAGAGUCGCUGACUCGUCAUGAAAAAAUUCAUGAAGAAAAGCCGUAUCGCUGCCCAGCUUGUGGCCGAUGUUUUCGCGAGAGCACCUCUUUGCUCAACCAUGCAGCUUCAGGCACUUGUGGCAAGCCAGGAAGGAGAUCACGACCCAGGAAGAAAAAUAACUCUGCUGCAGCUGAUGGGCAAAAGGGUAAGGCAGGAGCAGUAGGUGCAGCGGGGAUGGUAGUGGGAGACUACCAGAGGGGACAGCUUGGAGGUGGGGAAGUGGCUUAUGGGAAGACUGAAGAGGGCAGUGAUGGAAUAGUAGGCUGUGCAAUGGGGAUGGAGGAAGAAGACAAGGUUGGAUUGUCAUGCGAGGGUCUGUUCCACCAGGGACGAGGGGGAAAUGCAAAUAGUGGGAGUAAAACUGAAGAUAAGUACUGUCCUGAUUACUCAAGGAAUUGUUACCAAGCGCCCUAUCGGAGUGACGACUACCGUGGGGAUUACAAGCAAAAUCGAUUGCAAAAUAACCCUUCUCCUUGUUAUCCUGAUGGACCAUCUUGUGGAAAUGGGAUGACUGGCCCAGCACUUAGGAAGGCACCCCUAGCUCCCACCCUGCACCCACAUCCUCAGAGUCAAGGUCAGCAGCAGCAGCAGCAUCAACAACAGCAGCCUCAUCUUCCUCUCUCUUCUCUCUUGGUUGACACUGAAGAUGAUGUUACCAGCUCUGUCAGCAGUGCCAUGUCUGCUAUUGCAGCUGCUGCUGCUGCCUCCUGUAUGCCAGGCGAGCUUAACAGUGGUGGAGGUCAAAGUGAGGAAAGGAGAGAUAUCAUUGGAGGGUUGCUAGGUGGGCUUGGCUUUGGGCCUGUGGGGGCUUCACCAGGUGGUCCUUCAUCAACAGUUAGUAUGGAUAAGUCUUACAGAGGAGGUGGUGGAAAUGAGGAGUGCAUGGGUACCACUGUGAUGACUUUAACAAAUCAAAACCAACAACAGCAGCACCAGCAGGCACCAAAUGCGAAACCCAAGCGGCCUCGUAAGCCCCGUCCAAAGAAGGAGCCUAAGCCCGGAGGAAGUGGAGAGGUCAAACGAAGACGCCGCAACCAGAAUGCUGGAGGGCCCCGCGGGGAAGGUGCCGAACGACCAUACCUGUGUAGCGUCUGUGGUCGUGGUUUCAGUCGACGCGAGACCCUUCGGCGUCAUGACCGCAUUCACACGGGGGAGAAGCCAUACCAUUGUCAUGUCUGUGGAAAAGAUUUCCGGGAAGCUUUCCACCUCACAAAGCAUCGAACGGUUCACUCUGGCGAAAAGAAGUACAAAUGUGGCCAGUGUGGGAAAAAUUUUGGUUAUGCCCAGAGCCUGAAGAGACAUGGAAAACUACACCAGAAAGGAGAAUUUGGAGAUACAGCAGGAGCGAAUAACAGUUCUGCACAAACCUCUGGAGGAAGCCAAGGGAGUGAUCAAGGAAACACUGAUUCGUACUAUUAUUCUCAGGACAAGUCUCAAGGAUCCAACACCCAGCCCCCUCCGAGGCUCUUCACUUGUGGCGUUUGCUGGAAGUCCUUCCGUCAUCACUCUCACCUGACUGCCCAUCAUCAAGCUGUCCAUGAAGGUGGGGAAAAACAUUAUUGCUGUGAAGUGUGUGGAAAAGGUUUUGCGUAUGCUAACAGCUUGACAAGACACAGGCUCUCUCAGCAUGGGCUAACACGGACAGGGCAAACACAGCAGUCAGGAAGUGGAGGCGGCGUUGCAGGAAGUGCUGAAGGAAGUUCUGGAGUAAGUGGAACAUUGUCUGAAAGUGAAGAAGCCACAAAUACCCUUCUUCAUCAGCAGCCCCACGUUGGUGUUCCCCCUACGCAACAACCUCCAUCUGGCUACUCCUCUCUCUUCUACCAGCCGGAAUCGGGCUCUUCCCACCCUUCAGCCUCCAGUGCCCCUCCCCACUCUCACCCCAUCCAGACCUACUCCACUCAUACCCCCCUGUCCCAUCACCAGCAACUUGCAGAGGUAAAGGGGGAGCCUGUUUAUCCAGCUGGUUCCAAUAAUGUCCUCAAUCUCGCUCCCCCAAGUAUGCAUCUGCCACUCUCCCAACAGCAGCAAACACAGUCCCAACAACAGCAGCCGGUUGAGAUUCAGCCUCCACAUCUGCAACAGGGGGAGCUCCAGGCACAGAGAAACGCAAUUAAGCUUAAGAAGAAGAAAAAGAAGAAACGUGAUAAAGCAUGCCAGGACAUUACAGGAGAGUCUUCAGGCAGCACCAGAGAGGGGAAGGGGUAUGGUGACAAAGUGGUAUCUGCAAGAUUCCGAAAGGAUGCAAAGAGAAGACGACUGCUGAAGGGAAAGAGAGGAAGAAUCCACCAGCUGCUGCUUAAGAAGAAACAGCUGGUUCAGUUUCUGAAGGUGAGAGCAUGGGGAAGAACACGGUAUGGAGGACAAACCGUUGGACAUCUGUCAUCUUUGGAUGUCCCCCAAAAGUGCUUCCCAUGCCCGUGUUGUCCACAUACAACUUUCCCCCGUCGAGCUGCAUUGUUGGUCCAUCGUGCUGCUCGGCACCCUCCGUUAUCUAGUGGCCACCAAGCAUGCCUGCGGUGCCGUGUCUGUGGAAAACGCUCUCGUAAGUUACUAGCAGCCCUUGGCCAUCGGAGCGUCCAUCUUGCCCAAGGGACUUUCUCUUGCCCACGAUGCCCCUCUCGUUUCUGGAACGGUGCCCUUCUGAAGAGGCACAGGGCUGCUUGUCGAGGCGUUGGCGGAGGACGAGGUGGUGACUGGGGAGUGAGAACGAAGUCAACGACAAAGAGGACGGUAAAGUAGAAACAUGAGAUGACGGGACUGCAUUGAUGACUGAACAAAGAUCUAAGUAUUUUUGUAAGCCUGAGAGAGUUUUAACUAAAAGUGGUGGAUGAGAUUUUUAAAAUGUAGGGGUGGGGGGGAAACGGGCAACUCCAUGAGCUGGUGCUGGGUUAAUACCCUAUCUGCUUCCCUCUCCGUCAGUACACUCUGGAUUACAGCAAAAGGGAGCACACUUUUUUAUGGUUCAAACUAACCCCCAAAGAGAAACCUCUUUAAACAUGGAUUUCUACCAUGGCUUCAGAGUUGUAAGAAGAUUUUAAAUCUUGUGACUGUUUUCACAGCACCACAAUCCUUUAAAUGUAUUCAUAUUAUCCCUUUAUGUCGACUGACACUGUGUUAGGAUAAUAGAUGCACACAUAUAUCCGUGAAAUAAUCCUAAUUAUACUUUUUUAUUCCAGUUUAUUUUUUUGUCCCAUUAUUCAGCAAUUUCACAGUUAAGUCUCUGUCUCCUCUGUGUGUACUAUACGUAGUUGAUGUUCCCUGUGGAGAUGUACUUGAGUUUUUUUUUACGUACAUGUGUUUGGUCUGGACCUUAAGGCAGUUUGGACAGUCAGUUUGCCAGUACCUAUUAGAUAUAUUCUCAGUGCAUAAUGAUAAAUUAGAUAAUUAAUUUUACUAUGAAUCAUGCAUUUUGUCUAACUGGAACAGGUCAUCAAUCAGUUGCAUUAAUUUUCAGUACUAAAAAUGUCGCAUCACAGGAUUAAAUAAAACUAAACGAUUCAAAUUACAAAGGUAGUACCAAGUGACAGAUGUCUUGGUUAGUCUGAUGUUUUUUGUUUUUGGUUUUUUACAAACUUCUUUCACUUGACAAAAAACAAAUCAAAAGCCUUGUAAUAAUGGAACUUGAUAUCAUAGAUGGUUGAACUUUUGUAAACAGCAGUUAAAAUGUUGACAGAUGGGAACAAGUGGACUUGUAUAAUGCGUAUUAUAUUUUAUUGUUCUUGUAUUAUGCUUUUUAUUCUAUGUAUAAUUUCUGUUACUGUAUCACUAUUUGGUGGGUGGGAGGAAGGUGGGGAUUGUCAGUUUUAGAAGAGGUGUGAGUGAAGUGUAGUGUGAUUAUCCUCUGUUCAUCUCCCAACACAGAAGUUAGCAGAACUCCCUUUUAAACAUAUACACAUUCAGCCCUUUACUGUGCAACAACCCUGUUCAUAAUCCUUC